This is a messenger RNA of Plenodomus lingam JN3, 582 nucleotides long. NCBI's taxonomy places the organism in Eukaryota, Fungi, Ascomycota, Dothideomycetes, Pleosporales, Leptosphaeriaceae. The record is from RefSeq and is a predicted model, not a curated record.
AUGGUCGACUACGCUGCCUACCCCCCGCACAUGCCCCAGGACUUUGACUUGUACUCGACCACCCAAGAGCAACAACUAGACUUUCACUCACACCAAGCCUACAUGCCACCCUCCUCGACAUACCCCAUGCACCACCACGCUUAUACUGCCUCUUACCACCACCACAUGGGUCCACUCGCAGAGAUACCGAGCCAGCAGGAGCUGCAUUACCAUUACGAUGCCAUUGCCCAAGGAGUCAAGUCCUUUCCUUACCAGACGCCUGCAGGAUCUCCCCACUCGACCUCACCUUCCUUCCACGAGCAGCUGCCCAUCCUCUCCGCCUCUUCCGAAUCCGGCGCUUCAGUCACUUCUUCCGCCAUGGGUUCCCCAUUGCAUACCACCCAACUCACCGAGCCCUGGAAUCCCGUUGGCCUUGGCCUUGGCUCUGGCUUCGAAUAUCCUGCCAUGGCCGCAUCGUCUGAGAAGAGCUUUGUGGACCCCAAUCUCAUUCAGCCUUAUGCCUUUGCACCCCAAAGUCCCUAUCCAGACAUCGGGACCACCCCCUCGCCCUAUUUCCCCCACACAGCCAGCACGCUGGCGUAG